AUGUUUCCCAUCCUUUCUGGCCUAGUCUGCGGGCUCGCCCUCACUCAAUCAGUUCAUGCAGUUGAUAUAGAUCAAGAAGCCAAUGAGGGCAUUCCGGCUACUGGUCUGGACACGACCAAUUGGACUACUGGUGUGCUCCCAGACCUUGCUGAGAUGUUCACUCUCAACGACUUCCAGAUAGCAGCUAAGAACGUCUUGUCGCCAAGAGAUUACACACAAUAUCGGACCGGUACUUUAGACGAAACAACUUAUAAAAAUAAUUUGAACGUCUACUCCAAAAUCCUGUUUAACACCCUUAUCUUCCAGGAUGUUUCAAAAAUAAAUCUCAACACCACCAUAUUAGGCUAUAACUUCUCGGCUCCGUAUUUUAUUGCUCCAGCCGCCAAUCUAAACGUCAGCAAUUCCGGCACAGAGGAUAACCUCGUACGUGCCGCUGCUUCGGCUGGUAUCUUAUAUAUUCCAUCCAUCGGCGCAAAAAUGAAGAUCGAGGACAUUGCAGCCGCCGGGGCAGACGGCCAGGUCAUGUUCCACCACGAGUAUAUCUGGGCAAACACAACGCAGCUCCAAAACGAGCUUCGCCGCAUCGAAGCUGCUGGGUUCAAGGCCAUCUUCCUAGCUAUUGAUAAUACCGGUACUGGCGGUAUACGCGACCGCGCCCAACGAUUCACUCUUGGCGGGGAUUCGGGCCACAGCCUUAGUUUUACCGUCGAAGCGCUGGACCAGCUACGUAACUGGACGUCCUUGCCUAUUGUGCCCAAGGGCGUCAAGUCAGCCAGAGACGUAAAGCUUUGCGCCGACCUAGGAUUUGAUGCCGUGUAUAUCUCAAACCAUGGUGGCCGCGUAGUCGAUGGUACGCCCACGGCUAUCGAGGUUCUACUCGAUCUGCAUGCGAAUUACCCCGAAGUGUUCGAUCAGAUUGAGAUUUAUGCCGACGGUGGUGUCCGCCGCGGUACGCAUGUCCUUGCUCUGCUGGCUUUAGGCGUCCGUGCCGUCGGCCUUGGGCGGCCUCCUGUUUUCUCUAAUAUAUUUGGUCAGGAGGGAGUGGAAAAGAUGCUACAUAUCUUGAGAACAGAGUUGGUUACAGAAAUGCAGUUGUUGGGGCUAACGGACGUGGACCAGUGGCGAGGUAACACCAGCCUCAUCAAUACUAGGAAAGUGGAACUCGAAUAUUUCGGGGCCCCGGUAUCUAGCUUUGGUUUUUGA
This is a messenger RNA of Truncatella angustata, 1203 nucleotides long. RefSeq names its product FMN-dependent alpha-hydroxy acid dehydrogenase. Lineage: Eukaryota; Fungi; Ascomycota; Sordariomycetes; Amphisphaeriales; Sporocadaceae. The transcript has 3 exons. Bases 1 to 1203 code for a protein of 400 amino acids. Gene Ontology annotation, molecular function: oxidoreductase activity; FMN binding. The record is from RefSeq and is a predicted model, not a curated record.